Molecule: messenger RNA, 2609 nt
Organism: Nerophis ophidion (straightnose pipefish)
Lineage: Eukaryota; Metazoa; Chordata; Actinopteri; Syngnathiformes; Syngnathidae
Gene: tbx5a
Product: T-box transcription factor 5a
Exons: 9
Coding region: 353-1936 (527 amino acids)
Biological process (GO): positive regulation of DNA-templated transcription; pattern specification process; regulation of transcription by RNA polymerase II
Cellular component (GO): nucleus
Molecular function (GO): RNA polymerase II cis-regulatory region sequence-specific DNA binding; DNA-binding transcription factor activity, RNA polymerase II-specific
Source: RefSeq, a predicted model, not a curated record
ACUCAAGCCGACGCAGCCAAUGCAGCUCGAACAGCCCGCCGCCCGGGAUCACUUGAGCGCCAUCAGCCCUAAAAUGCACCACCGGCAGCACCAGGCACCGGGCAGCUCCUUGUAGCCGCGCAGCGAAGCCCUCUCGUCGGACACUCGCUGCGCUAGGAGUCGCUGUCCGUCUGGAAGUAAAUUAAAGAUAUCUAUAUGAGAACAAAAGAAAAAUUCCAUGGAGAUACCGAGUCGAAGCUGCACCCUCGUUUGGAUUAUUUGAACUUUUUUUUUUUUUUUUUUUUUUAAGUUAAGGAUCAAAAAAGGAAGUCGUCGUCGUCGUUUGUUUUGAGUUGGAGCGGUUCUGGGAGUCAUGGCGGAGCCGGAGGAGACUUUUGGCCUGCAAGCCUCCUCUCCCGGUGGUUCGGAUUCGAGGGAGGUUCCGAGCGAGGGCAAAGCCGAGAAAGCCAACGGGACGUCCGGCAAGUCGCCGUCCUCGCAGACGACCUACAUCCAGCAGGGCAUGGAGGGGAUAAAAGUCUACCUGCACGAAAGGGAACUCUGGGUGAAAUUCCACGAGGUUGGCACCGAGAUGAUCAUCACCAAAGCUGGGAGGCGAAUGUUCCCAAGCUUUAAAGUGAAAGUUACCGGCCUGAACCCUAAAACCAAAUAUAUCCUCUUGAUGGACGUUGUCCCUGCAGAUGACCAUCGGUACAAGUUUGCUGAUAAUAAAUGGUCUGUGACCGGGAAGGCCGAGCCCGCCAUGCCCGGCAGACUCUACGUGCACCCGGACUCUCCUGCGACAGGGGCGCACUGGAUGCGGCAGCUGGUCUCCUUCCAGAAGCUCAAGCUGACCAACAACCACCUGGACCCGUUCGGACACAUCAUCCUGAACUCCAUGCACAAAUACCAGCCCAGGAUCCACAUCGUGAAAGCGGACGAGAACAACGGCUUCGGCUCCAAGAACACGGCCUUCUGCACGCAUGUCUUCCCGGAAACGGCCUUCAUCGCCGUCACGUCCUACCAGAACCACAAGAUAACCCAACUUAAAAUUGAGAACAACCCCUUUGCCAAAGGCUUCCGGGGAAGUGAUGACAUGGAACUGCAUCGCAUGUCCAGAAUGCAAAGCACCAAGGACUACCCAGUCGUACCUCGCAGUACCGUGCGUCAAAGAGUGGGCUCCAGCCAGAGUCCCUUCAGCGGCGAAGUCCAGGGCCUGGCCACACCGAGUUCCCUGAGUUCCCAGUACUCGCAGUGUGACAACGGCGUGACGAGCACCUCGCAGGACAUGCUCCCCCAGUCAGGCUCCUAUCCUCUGCCCCACGAGCAUGGCCAGGAGUACCACUGUGUCAAGAGGAAAGCAGUGGAAGACGACCCCCACUCAGGUGAGCACGGCUACAAGAAAGCCUACCUCGAGAGCUCGUCCAGCGAGGACGACCACUACUACCGCCCGGUGGGCUACGCGCAGAGCCUGGGCCUGGCUGCCGGCCCCUACCGCAACGAGUCCAGCCAACGGCAGGCCUGCAUGUACGCCGCCGCCUCGCAGGGUUCCGAGUCAGUCCCCAGCUUGGAGGACAUCAGCUGCAACACCUGGGCCGGCGUAUCGCCCUACGGGAGCUGCUCAGUGGCCACCAUGCAGCCCAUGGAACGGCUGCCCUACCAGCACUUCUCGGCUCACUUCACGUCGGGCUCUCUGGUGUCCAGACUCGGCGGGGUGGGUGGCCACGCCUCGGCCCAGCUGGGCGACGGUCACCACGCGGCCAUGUACCAGAGCUCCAUGACGCACCAGACUUUGGGCCGCCAGUGCAGUCCCGGCGCUGGCAUCCAGUCGCCGACAGCCGGCCUGCAAGGGAACGAGUAUCUGUACGCGCACGGCAUCCCGCGCACGCUAUCGCCUCACCAGUACCACACGGUACACAGCGUCAGCAUCAUGCCAGAGUGGAAUGACAACAGCUAGGGGAGCUUUUGAAGGGUCCACCUAUGAAAGGCGGUAAAGACAACUUGCCAAAAACUGCAGGAUCUUUAGUUUCUAUUUAUAUUUUUAUAGUUCAGUGUCGGACUCAGAGACACCAGUAAGGUGGCGGCAUUCUCUGCACUUACAAGUGACUCCAAAAAAGACUUUUUCCAAACUGCUUUUUAUAUUCAUGCCAUGAGGGACUCUCCCAAAGUGGUGCAUGAGACCAGGUUCUCAAUUUCUUUCCACAGUUGCAAACUUCCUUUGUGGUAAAGGUUUAGAAACAAAUGAGGGCUCCAUCGAGUAUUCCAGUAUGUGUUUGUGUAAGCUACUGCCUCUCUUUUACUCAAUGAACCGCUGCACACAAAUAGGUAAACAUUUGCCAAAAAUUAGUUUUCUGUGCUAAUACAGUCACUUUGUGACAAAUAUGCCCUUAUUAAACCCCUUCCAGCAAACACAAAACAUUGAUACAACAACAACACAUCCUUUAAAAAUCACUUCGAUACAAUGUUGCGAAAUAAUUCAUGUCUAACGUUAGAUCCAAGUGACCCAAUUUCAAUGGUCAAAUCAAUGUCCCAAACUGACACUGAAUAAACAUCAACGCUGUAUCUAUGUCAGGGGUCCCCAAACUUUUUGACUCGGGGCCCACAUUGGGUUAAAGCACUUUGGCCGGGGG